AUGCGGCCGAACACGACGGCGGAGUCGAGUGAGAUUCUGUGUCGAUGGCGGGAUGCGGUUGCGGACUGGGAGUGGGCAGGGGAUUCAAAGCGGUUGCAUGGCGGAGUUGAAGCAAGAAUUCGUUUUCGCUUGAAAGGCAACAAAACUGAAAGGCUGCUUGGGUCCACUCUCUCUUCGAACACUUGUGCCUUCACGGAUGAUGCCGGCGCUGGGGUCCCCUUCGGGUGCAUCGUGACGGCUGACAACGGUAUUUCCACUGGCGUCCUCCGUGUCGUUAUCCCCGAGGUGUGCUGUCGCCACCGCGUCGGCGUAAGCGUUGCAGGCUAUUCCCACGCCUUCUGGCAUCCCUUUGCGGUGCGCAUUCUCAAUCUGCUGCAGCGCGGGUUUGCAGUCGCAUAG
Emiliania huxleyi CCMP1516 is the source of this 399-nucleotide messenger RNA. RefSeq lists its product as hypothetical. NCBI's taxonomy places the organism in Eukaryota, Haptophyta, Isochrysidales, Noelaerhabdaceae. The coding region runs from base 1 to 399 and encodes 132 amino acids. The record is from RefSeq and is a predicted model, not a curated record. The transcript is spliced from 4 exons.